This is a messenger RNA of Monoraphidium neglectum, 2844 nucleotides long. Its product is annotated as Kinesin heavy chain. NCBI's taxonomy places the organism in Eukaryota, Viridiplantae, Chlorophyta, Chlorophyceae, Sphaeropleales, Selenastraceae. The transcript has 5 exons. Gene Ontology annotation, biological process: microtubule-based movement. The annotation marks the transcript as partial. Gene Ontology annotation, molecular function: microtubule motor activity; microtubule binding; ATP binding. The record is from RefSeq and is a predicted model, not a curated record.
AUGACGCCCCCAGGCACGGUGUUCCUGUACGGCCAGACUGGCAGUGGCAAGACCUUCACCCACGAGGCCAUCACGAGGGCAGCGGUGGCCUCCAUCUUUGGCCGCGCCCUGGAGGAGAGCGGGCGCGAGCUGGCGGCCGUGACGCUGUCGGUGGUGGAGAUCUACUGCGAGCAGAUUAGGUGCCUGCUGACCGGGCGGGACGUCACCCUGCGGCAGCCGCAGCGCGGCGGCUGCGUGCUGCUGGAGGGAGCCGGCGAGCAGGCGUGCGCCGGCGAGGAGGAGAUGCUGGCGCUGGUCAACGCAGCCAAGGCGCGCCGCGCCAUCGGCGAGACCCGCGCCAACGCGCGCAGCAGCCGCUCGCACCUCGUGGUGCGCGUCCGCCUCGAGGUGCUGGAGCUCUGCACCGGAGGCGGCGGGGUCGAGGGGGACGGGGCCGGCGCCGGCGGUGGCGCCUUGCCGCACGAGUUCAGCGGCUCCGGUGGCUGCGGCGUCAGCGUCAGCGGCAGCGGCGGCGCCAAGGGGGUAGCGUUUGGUGUGCUCAACCUGGUGGACCUGGCCGGCAGCGAGCGCGUGGAGAAGAGCGGCAGCGCUGAGAGCAAGGCGCUGAUGCGCGAGGCGCUGAACAUCAACAAGUCCCUGCUGUGCCUGGGCAACGUGGUGAACGCGCUGGCGGAGAGGGCGGAGGGCCGCAAGGUGCACGUCCCGUACAGGGACUCCAAGCUGACGCGACUGCUGGAGGACGCCCUGGGCGGCAGCGCGCGCACGGCCCUGGUGGCGUGCGCCACGCCGCUGCCCGGAUUCCACCUGGAGCAGACCCGCGCGACCCUGGACUUUGCGGCGCGCGCGGCGCACAUCGUGUGCACGCCGCAGCGCAACGUGGUGGCGCUGGACCCGCCGGCGGACUCUGGCGAGGCGGUGGCGGCGAUGCAGGGGGAGGUGGUGCGCCUGAGGGAGGCACUGGCCGCGCAGGCAGCAGAGUGCGAAGCCCUGCGCGCGCGCCUCACCAGCGGCUGCGGCGGCGACCCCGCGGCUGCGGCGGCUGCUGUGGGCCCCGCCAGCGCGCUCGAGCGGCUGAAGCGGCUCAGCCUCAAGCGCGGUGGCGGCGGCUCGAGGGGCCACAGCGGCGGGGGCGCCGGCGCGGCCUGGCCCGGCGUGGCGGGGCCUGGCAGCCUGGCGGGCGGCAGUGGGGCCUGCAGCGGCGCGCGCACGCCGGAGCUGGCGAGCGUAGGGGGUGCGCACGGCGACGACGACCGCAGCAGCAGAGCGCGCGCUGCGUCGGCCAUCUCCCGUCAGUCGUUGCCGGGCGUCUCGCCCGUCGGCUCGCUGCUGUGGCGCAUGCUGCACCCCAACCGCAGCACGGACGGCCUGGGCAGCCUGCUGGACCCGGCGUCGUCUGAUGGCCACGCGGCGCCGCAGCACCGCGGCUGUGCCGGCGGCCUGCUGCACACCACGGGCUCGAUGAUGCAGGGCUGGGGCGGCGCCGGCAGGAGCGAAGCCGCGGCGCACGGGGCGUGCGAGCGCAAGUGGGCGUCGCAGGGCGGCAUCACGGCGCCCCGCAGCGGCGGCGGCCUGCGGCGCAACUUGUCCCUUGGCGGUUGUGAGGUGGGCGCUGCUGCCGCGGCCACCGCGCAGCGCGCAGAGGCGUUGAACACGGGCGGCAGCGCGCGGCGGGUGACCGACGGCGACUGCAGCGCGGAGGGCCACGCGUCCGCCGCGGCGCGCGACGCGUCGCUGCGAGAGCACAUCAUCCGCCAGCUGGUGGCGCUGCUGCAGCAGAAGAAAGGCGAGGUGCGGGCCCUCAAGGAGAACGUGGCGAGCCUGGCGGAACGGCUGGCGGCUGCGGAGGCGGAGCACGCGGCGAAGGACGAGCGGCUGCGGCAGAUGGUGGAGGGCAUAGCGCGGCUGGGGGCGGCGCGGCACGAGGAGUUUGCAACAUGGUCAUCCCACCUGGCGGGGCUGGAGGCCGCGGUGGUGGCGGCGCAGCAAGAGGCACUGGCAUACCGGGACGAGGCCACGGGGCUGCAGGCGGCGCUGGCGGAGGCGACGGCGCGCUACACGGCGCAGGCAGAGCAGCUGCGGCGCACCAGCCUGGUGGUGCUGCAGACGGGGCACGCGCUGGCCGACGCCAAGGGCAAGGGUGCCCCGGGGUUGGCAGCAUGCCUGGCGGCCCUGGCCUCCAUCAAGGCCGCCAUGGAGGGUGCGCUCAGGCGGGCCGACAGCGGCGGCUGCAGCACCACUGGAAGCGAAGAGGGCGGCCAAAGCGAGCAGCAGCAGCAGGAGCAGCAGCAACAGCAGCAGCAGCAGCAGCAGCAGCAGCAGCAGCUGGGCCUGCUGCAGCAGCUGCUACCGCAGGUCCAGGCGUUGCUGGACCAGCACCGCGAGCAGCUGAGCCUGGAGGCGCGGCAGCAGCAGGUGCUCAGCAGCAACCAGCAGCUGCGGCCACUGGAGGGCGGGGGCGGCAGGCCGUCUGCGGUGUGCAGCAAGUGCGAGUCCACAAAGCCGCUGCUGGCCUUCAUGCAGAAGCUGAAGGAUGACGCCGUGCAGCUGCGCGCCGCCGUCAGCGCGCGCGACGCGCAGCUGGCCUCCAGCGCCGAGGUCAUGGCCACCCUGAGGGGCGACCUGGCGGAGGCGCGCGCCCAGGCCGCUGAGCUGGAGGAGCGCCUGGCGGCGGUGGCGGCACCUGGGGGCGGCUUCGAGACCGACGGCGACGCAGAGCGGCCGCACGGCGGCUGGGGCGCCCUCGCCAGCCCCAUGGGCCGCAGCCCCUGCCAUGUCGCCGGCGGGGGUGGGUUUGCCGAGCGGCUGAUGGAGGGCGACGCGCCCCUGGAGCAGCUUCACUACCAG